Messenger RNA from Peniophora sp. CBMAI 1063, 501 nucleotides. The record is from the annotation of a GenBank genome assembly. Lineage: Eukaryota; Fungi; Basidiomycota; Agaricomycetes; Russulales; Peniophoraceae.
AUGGCCCUCUCCGCCAUGGCUGCUCCUACUGAGACCCCGAGGGACUCGAGCGCGACCAUCAGCCCCGGUGCAACCGUUGAGUUCCAGCUCUACAACUCGAACUUGUGCAUCGGCACCCCCGACGUCGCGUCCACCGUCGGCGCGAACAUGUUACUCACGCCCUGCGGCACCUCGCGCACGGCCUUCGAACUCCCCAGUGACAGCCAGUCGACGCAGCUUGCGUUCAUCUCCAGCUCUGGGUCCACAUCAUGCGUCAACGCUCGCAAUGUUGCCGUUAACCAGGCUGUGUUCCUCGAUGUGUGCGAGGACGACGCAUUUGAGCGUUGGCGCAUCGUCGCCGGCCUUGGGCUCGGCCCUAUCGUCUCGAACGGCGCGACCGAUGGCACAUUCUGCCUCUCGGCUCCUAGCAACACCGAGGGAAGCCCUGUCACCUUUGGGUCUUGCACUGGUGGUCUCAGCCAGCAGUGGACUACCACCCCUCUCGUGGCCCACGGCAACUAA